Molecule: messenger RNA, 3661 nt
Organism: Ogataea polymorpha
Lineage: Eukaryota; Fungi; Ascomycota; Pichiomycetes; Pichiales; Pichiaceae
Exons: 1
Biological process (GO): transmembrane transport
Cellular component (GO): membrane
Molecular function (GO): ATP binding; ATP hydrolysis activity; ABC-type oligopeptide transporter activity
Source: RefSeq, a predicted model, not a curated record
AUAUAUCGAUGUGAACGCAACCACAAUGCCACCAAAUGGAUGAAAAAGACUUCUAUGGCUCCCCUGUGACCAUCACAUCGGUUCUGGAAACCUCUGGGGUGACGGAAGUAUCUCGCAAACCUUGGCUAUUCAUGUUUGUCAAAGCCAAAGACUGCUGGUUAUUACUUCCUGCAUCGAUUUUUACCAUCCUUUCUGCUAUGGUCCCUGCCACCGUCGCCGUGCUGCUAGCAAGAGUAUUUGAUAAACUGGAGGGGUUUGGUCGAAAUGAAUAUUCAUCCAGCCGUGAUUUCGUGGCAGAUGUGCAAUGGUUUUGUUUCGCAAUCGCUUUUGUUGGAAUUGGUGCCACGCUUUUCAGCUGGUUAGGACUGACUUGCUUUCUUCUUGUUGGAGAGAGACAACAAAAACGUUGUAGACAGCAAGUUUACCAAUCUUUGCUUCGAAAAGAACUAGAAUGGUUUGACAGGAAGUCGGAUCUUAACUCCAAUUUGAUGCAGGUGAACCGAUGCAUAGAGGAGUUCAGGAUGGGAGUCUCCGAGUGUCUUGAGAUGCUUAUUAAGUCAGUUGCCAUGCUCUGUGCUUUAUUAAUACUCAGCUUCUAUUAUUCAUGGAGGCUAACUUUGCUGGUGAUGGCUACCAUUCCUGUAAUCGUCCUGGUUACCAGUGGUUGGGGAAUAUUAAUAGGGAAAUAUACCACAUUGGAAAACAAGCAUUCAGAAAAUACAGUCAAGGUCCUGGAGUGGAAUUUGCUCAAUUACACGUGGAUCAAAAUUGUUGAUUCCUCCUUGCUGGAAAAAAGGAAGCUCGAUGCUGCUAGUAAAUUGACCUCCCACAGCUUCUUGAGAACGAAGCUCUUCUUCAACUUGAAUGCAGGCAUGAUAAAGUUCUUGGCACUCAUGAUGUUUAUUCAAAGCUUCUGGUAUGGAUCAUUUUUAGUACGCAACCACCUCAAUUCUUCGGGCGACAUUAUUUCCUGCUUUUAUUCUUGCCUGACCGUUUCACGGAUAUUCUCAACCAUCUCUUCCCAGAUUGUGAGUUUGAGGACUGCACAUAUCUCACUUAAGUAUGUUUUCAAAAGUGUGGACUGCUCAAAUGUCAGUUAUGAAGGAGGUUUCCAGCCUAAACAUGAUAUGAUGGGUGAUAUCAAAAUCUCUAAUGUCUCCUUCAAGUAUCCAGUGAGAGACGAUUGGGUCCUCAAAAACAUUACCUUACAAAUCCCUGCAAAUCAUCUGUUGUAUAUAGUUGGAAAAUCAGGCUCAGGAAAAUCCACCCUUGCGUCCCUCAUCCUGAGGCUGUACCAUUUUGACGGCAAAAUUACCUGUGAUGACUAUGAUAUUUCGAGACUGGAUCGAAGCUGGCUAGCCUCACAAAUCACUUUGGUCCAGCAGCAAUGCAUUCUUUUUGGUGGUACAAUAUUUGAAAACCUGUCUUUGGGUUGUCCUACUCCUGUUGCCCCUAAAUUGCUGAACGAGGCCUUACAAAUAACAGGUCUUGAUCAAUUGAUUGCUUCUCUGCCUGCAGGAUUGAACACGAAAGUGGGAGGAGGUCCUGGCUCUAUAACACUGAGCGGAGGACAGCAGCAGAAAGUUGCUCUAUGUAGAGCACUUAUUAGAGAUACACCCGUGCUCAUCUUGGAUGAAGCUUUGUCUGCGGUGGAUUAUAGUCAGCGAAUCUUGAUUUUGGAGAAGCUCAAAAGAAACAGAAGGAGAAGGUCCACAAUCAUUAUGACACACGACUACUCCGAGAUAGCAGAUUCAGAUUACGUUGUUCUUAUGGAAAAUGGUAAGAUUGAGGAGCAGGGCGUCAAGAUUGACCUGCUAAAUAGAAAAACCAGGUUUGCCUCCUUCCAAUACCAACUGGAUAUCCCAGAUGAUCCCUUUGAGCAUCGAAUGGAAGAAGAGGAAGUCGGGCAAAGACUUGAUCUAGUACAAGAUUUGGAGAGCCAAGCUCAUAAAAAAGUGAGCGUUUUACGCCUCCUUCGUCAACUGUGGCAUGUUCUUACAUUUGGCUCUAGGGUCUGUUUCUUGCUUGGCAUUAUAGUUUCCGUGGUAAAUGCAUCUAUGACGCCCUUGUUUACCUUUUUUCUUUCCAAAUUAGUGCUUGGGAUAGUGUCAGUUGGACAGCAGGUGUCCAGUACUUAUAUGGUGAAAUGGUCUCUGGCUCUUUUGUGCGUGGCGUUCAUGGAUGGACUUUCAUUGUUCACUUCGAAGAUGGCACUAAGCCAGAGCUCGGAAACAUUGGUUGAUCAGCUGCGAAACAGAGCUUUUGACAAGAUUCUUGUUCAGCCUGUCUGCUGGUUUCAGAGCGCAAACCCAAGCGCCCUUUCGUCACUGCUUAUCAAUGAUAUCAAGGACCUCAGAACUGUGAUUUCAGAUGCUCCAAGUCAGCUCAUUUCUGUUAUUGCCCUAAUACUGAUUGCUCUGGUUUGGUCUUUGAUCGUCUGUUGGAAACUAGCACUAGUGGGCCUCAGUUUUGCUCCUCUUUUCGCUAUGUUUUCAAUCUUAUUUUCCAUUGUCUUGCAAAAAUAUGAGACGGAGUACAAGGAAGCAUCCGAUAAUGUAGAAGGGGUUGUCCAUGAGAGCGUCUUGGGAAUGAAAACAGUGGUGUCACUUAAUCUUCAGAAUUAUUUUCAAGCCAGAUUCAACAAUCACAUGAAUCGAAUGAACCAUGCAGGAAAACAGCGGGCACUGAUUAUCUCCAUAGCCAUGGCUGCACAAAACAUUGCAAUCUAUCUCUCACAAGCAAUCAUGCUCUACUAUGGCAUCAAAUUAGUGUCAGAAAAGUCAAUCACUUUGGUCCAGAUGAUUCAGGUGGUAGCUUUAAUAAUGUUCACUGUUGGUUACGUUUCUGCUAUGCUUUCAUCAAUGCCCAACGUGAACAAAGGUGUGCUAGUUUUCAUGAAAAUUCUUACUUUGAUCCAACUUCCGGAUAAUUUACAGGAAUCUUACGGGACAACCAAACCGGUAAUGAAACCAAAUAAGCCAUUGCUUAAGUUCCAGAAUGUGCAAUUUAGUUACGACCCAAACACAUCUCCGGUGUUGGAUAACUUCAAUCUCUCUCUCUACAUGAAUGAAAUUACGUGUAUAGUGGGCAAAUCUGGCUGCGGAAAAUCAACGCUUUUGAAUCUCCUAUUACGGCUCUACAGCCCCCAGAAAGGAUCAAUCAAAUUUUGCGGGGCAAACCUUGAUCAACUUGAUAUGUCUGAGCUCAAAAAAGAGGUGGCUGUCGUUACUCAGAACCAUUACUUUUUUGAUGGAACAAUUUUCGAAAACUUGACGUACAAUUUGCAUAAAACAGUAACGAGAGCACAAAUCGAUGAAGUCCUCGAAUUGGUGGAUAUGGCAAAAUUCGUUCACAGUCUUCCGGACAAUUUGUUCUCGCGCAUCGGUGGUUCUUCUAAUCUCCUGAUCUCUGGCGGACAGCUACAACGGCUUUGUAUUGCUAGAGCUCUCAUUAGAUCGCCCAAGGUUUUAAUUCUUGACGAAUGCACAGCAUCGUUGGAUCCGCAAAAUACUAAGCGGGUAGCAAAAAUCAUUUUGGGACUGAAGAAGCACGUGACCAUCAUCAUGAUAAGCCAUCAGAGAGAAAUGAUGCAGAUAGCAGAUACCGUGGCAUAUAUGGAGGACGGAAUCAUCAAGGAGAAGGGCCACUACAAUACGCUUUC